UCUAAAUCCUAAUCCAAGUCUUGGUCUGCGGAUGCUGAAUAGUGAUUUUCAAAACGUUUACUAACGUUUUCAAUUAUUUACCAUAUUAAUAGAAUUUAUCAACAGACUGGAGUCCUUGACAGGAUUAUGAAUGCAUAGAGGAUGCAAAGAAAUGGACACCCUGAGGCAGCUAUGCCAGUGGUCUGCAUGCGCAGGCAGUAAACUGAAGACAUUUGAGCCGUGAAUUACUUGGCGUUUGGAAACACCACUGUCCAUCUCGGGAGAGCAGAAUAACUCCAGUAUCUCGUCAUUAGCUUGCUGGAAGCAGGAGGGCUAUGUUCCUGGGACUCUGUAGUUUUUCUCGCCUUGUGCUCUGGUUUGCGGCUUUCAGGAAACUGCUGGGACACCAUGGCCUUGCAUCCUACAAGUUCCUGUGGUGCUUGUGCCUCCUGGCUGUCAUGUCUCUUCCGCGGCAGGUGUGGACACUCCCCUACAAGAUAGGGGUGGUGGGCCCUUGGGCUUGUGAUUCACUGUUUUCAAAGGCCCUGCCUGAGGUUGCUGCGCGAUUAGCCAUUGAGCGAAUAAACCGGGACCCAUCUUUUGACCUGAGUUACUCUUUUGAAUAUGUGAUUCUCAAUGAAGACUGCCAGACUUCGAGGGCCUUCUCCAGUUUUAUUUCCCACCACCAGAUGGCCUCAGGAUUUAUUGGACCUACAAACCCUGGCUACUGCGAGGCAGCCUCGCUCCUGGGAAACAGCUGGGACAAAGGGAUUUUCUCUUGGUCUUGUGUGAAUUAUGAAUUAGACAAUAAAAAUAGCUACCCGACCUUUUCUCGGAUACUCCCUUCUCCCAUCCGGGUGCUUGUAACUGUCAUGAAAUAUUUCCAGUGGGCUCAUGCUGGAGUCAUUUCCUCAGAUGAAGAUAUUUGGGUGCAUACAGCCAAUCGAGUCGCAAGUGCUCUUCGGAGCCACGGCUUACCUGUAGGGGUCGUCCUGACCACAGGACAAGACAGCCAAAGCAUUCGGAAAGCUCUCCAGAGGAUUCACCAGGCAGACAGAAUUCGCAUAAUCAUCAUGUGUAUGCAUUCAGCUUUGAUUGGGGGAGAGACUCAGAUGCAUCUCUUGGAAUGCGCUCAUGAUCUGAAAAUGACUGAUGGAACCUACGUCUUUGUUCCCUAUGAUGCCCUGCUCUACAGUUUACCUUAUAAGCACACCCCCUACCAGGUCCUAAGGAACAACCCAAAGCUCCGAGAAGCCUAUGAUGCAGUGUUGACCAUUACAGUGGAGUCGCAAGAAAAAACCUUCUAUCAAGCCUUUACAGAGGCAGCAGUAAGAGGUGAAAUUCCUGAGAAGUUGGAGUUCGAUCAAGUUUCACCGUUGUUUGGAACCAUCUACAAUUCAAUUUACUUUAUCGCAAAAGCCAUGAAUAAUGCUAUGAAAGAAAAUGGACAGGCUGGUGCUGCCAGCCUGGUUCAGCAUUCCAGAAACAUGCAGUUCUAUGGAUUCAACCAGUUGAUAAGGACAGAUUCAAAUGGAAAUGGAAUUUCAGAAUAUGUAAUCCUGGACACCAACUGGAAAGAAUGGGAACUCCAUAGCACCUACACAGUGGACAUGGAAACGGAGCUGCUACGUUUCGGAGGGACCCCUAUUCACUUCCCUGGUGGCAGGCCCCCUAGAGCAGAUGCAAAAUGCUGGUUUGCAGAAGGGAAGAUCUGCCAUGGAGGCAUCGACCCUGCCUUUGCCAUGAUGGUCUGCCUUACUUUGCUUAUAGCCCUGCUGUCUAUUAAUGGAUUUGCUUACUUUAUAAGGCGUCGUAUAAAUAAAAUCCAGUUGAUCAAAGGACCCAACAGAAUUCUACUGACGUUGGAGGAUGUAAUGUUUAUCAAUCCCCACUUUGGCAGUAAGAGAGGAAGUCGUGCCAGUGUAAGCUUCCAGAUUACCUCAGAGGUCCAAAGUGGGAGGUCCCCAAGACUCUCCUUUUCUUCAGGGAGUCUAACUCCAGCUACCUAUGAAAACUCCAACAUAGCAAUUUAUGAGGGUGAUUGGGUGUGGCUGAAAAAGCUACCCCCUGGAGAUUUUGGAGACGUUAAGUCCAUCAAAUCAAGUGCAAGUGAUGUGUUCGAAAUGAUGAAGGACUUGCAUCAUGAGAAUAUUAACCCUUUACUGGGUUUCUUCUAUGAUUCGGGGAUGUUUGCCAUUGUGACAGAAUUCUGUUCCCGAGGGAGCCUAGAAGACAUACUGACAAAUCAAGAUGUGAAACUCGACUGGAUGUUUAAAUCAUCACUCCUGCUGGAUCUCAUCAAGGGCAUGAAGUACUUACACCACAGAGAGUUUGUUCACGGGAGGCUAAAGUCUCGAAACUGUGUGGUAGAUGGGCGUUUUGUGCUAAAAGUGACAGAUUAUGGCUUUAAUGACAUCUUAGAAAUGCUGAGACUCUCUGAAGAGGAAUCUUCUGUGGAAGAGUUGCUGUGGACUGCCCCUGAACUGUUGAGAGUCCCAAGAGGCAGCAGGUUAGGUUCUUUUGCAGGAGAUGUCUAUAGCUUUGCCAUCAUCAUGCAAGAAGUGAUGGUCCGGGGUACCCCAUUCUGCAUGAUGGAUUUGCCUGCUCAAGAAAUCAUAAACAGACUUAAGAAGCCUCCUCCUGUGUACAGACCAGUAGUUCCUCCUGAGCAUGCCCCUCCAGAAUGUCUCCAGCUGAUGAAGCAGUGCUGGGCUGAGGCUGCAGAACAACGACCAACUUUUGAUGAAAUAUUUAACCAGUUUAAAACUUUUAAUAAAGGGAAGAAGACCAAUAUCAUUGAUUCUAUGCUUCGGAUGUUGGAGCAAUAUUCUAGCAACUUGGAAGAUUUGAUUCGGGAGCGGACUGAAGAGCUAGAAAUUGAAAAACAGAAAACGGAAAAGCUUCUGACACAGAUGCUACCACCAUCAGUUGCUGAAUCUCUCAAAAAGGGCUGCACAGUUGAACCUGAGAGCUUUGAUCUGGUCACCUUGUACUUCAGCGACAUUGUGGGCUUCACAACCAUUUCAGCCAUGAGUGAACCCAUUGAGGUGGUGGAUCUUCUGAAUGACCUGUACACACUCUUUGAUGCAAUAAUUGGCAGUCAUGAUGUCUACAAGGUAGAGACCAUUGGAGAUGCUUACAUGGUGGCUUCAGGCCUCCCAAAGAGGAAUGGCAGUAGGCAUGCAGCUGAGAUUGCAAACAUGUCCUUAGAUAUCCUGAGCUCUGUGGGCACUUUCAAGAUGCGGCACAUGCCAGAGGUGCCAGUCCGAAUUCGAAUUGGCCUGCACUCAGGGCCGGUUGUUGCUGGAGUGGUGGGCCUCACCAUGCCCAGAUAUUGCUUGUUUGGAGACACUGUGAACACAGCUUCUCGGAUGGAAUCAACAGGCUUACCUUAUCGCAUUCAUGUCAGUCUCAGCACUGUUACAAUUCUUCGAAAUCUGAGUGAGGGCUAUGAUAUGGAGCUUCGAGGAAGAACAGAGCUCAAGGGCAAAGGCACAGAGGAGACAUUCUGGCUGAUUGGGAAAAAAGGCUUCACAAAGCCGCUUCCUGUGCCCCCACCAGUGGGCAAAGUUGGGUUGGGCCAUGGCCUGCAACCAGUGGAGAUUGUAGCCUUCCAAAGAAGAAAAGCAGAAAGGCAGUUGGUGAGAAACAAGCCAUAAGGAGCAAAGGGCUCCAAGAUUUGAAUCUUCUCUUGGUGAGGCAAUGGAAAAGCUCACUCCAGUUCAACAAAUUGUUCUACCUGGGCAAGAAAUUAUAAUUGAGAAUGACUACACCUCUGAGGACGACCUAAUUCUGGUGUGAGCAGGACGCUGGGAAGUAACUUUCAAAGUUUUGCUCAAUACCCAGCUAUCACCAGCGAGGCCAUAUGAAUGUAAACUGCAAUAGAUGUGAGCCUGAAGGAAGAGUAGAGAGCCACCUCCAAGUUUAACCAUUCCAAAAUAGCAAGUCCAACUUGGAUUAAGAGGAGAAGCUCUCUAUUUUCAAGAAAAAAAUUUGGAGGCACAAUGUUUUCCUUUUCAUUUCGUUUGUAUCUCUAGAAAGUAUUUAAUGAACAUAAUUUAUAACUCAGAUACCAUGAGAUUACUGCCAGGAAAAAAAAUCUUCCAACAAAGUUACAUCUGAAUCCCAGUCUACUGUGACCUCAAUUGGCUGGAAUGCAUAAGGAAGAAGGAAGGAGAAGAGUCUGGUUAAUUGUGUUGUUUAGAUAACUGAAGGCUAAGAAUUUUCUUUGUUUUCUUACUGCGAAUUUUUCAAAAUCUUUCCAAAACUGUCAUGGUCUCUUUUCCUAAGUUAGGCAACAUAAUUGGAUUGUCCUUGCUAGAUGAGUAUUUCACUGGGACUCACGGUAGUAUUCUGAAGACGACAGAAUAAAUGUAAGUGAUAUUGUCUGGGCGAAAUACAUAAAAAUCAUAGAAUUGAGUGAUUCCCUUAAAGUUUUGUACUUUCCCUUCUUUUUCCUGCCCACCCUGACUUUCAACCCUCUACCCCUUCUAAAAUAAGUUCCUUUGAACAUUUGUUUUUACUUUACGCUUUUAGUUUUCCAGAUUCCACUUUCAAGGGGUUAUUGGGAGUGGCUUGCCACAGUCACGUGACCAAAGCAAUAAGGCUUAAGUCACAGGCAUGUUUAAAAUAGUUAAGCAAGCUUUUCCUCUUGUUUAUUAUAUUAAAAAAACCUCUUUAUUAAAACAGCUGAACCCAAACAUAUCAGCCAGUAAAGCAGUUAAUUCUUUAUAGCAAAACUUUUUAAAAGAAAUACAUGCCUAAGGUAUAAUUUGAUACCUUUCUCACGAAUAUUUAAUUUUUCCACUAUCAGCUCACCCUGAAUCUGAGCUUACAGUCAAAAACUCUUCUCAGCAGUUUUCCUUCAACCUUCAGUCAAAGCCCCUUGGAAUACUCAUCUUUUAACGGAAUCCAACUUCUCCCAGCCUCAGGUGGUCUAUUUACUAUGCCAAAGCUGUUCAAGAGGAUGCAGAAAAGGUUUAAGUUUCCUUUCAACUUCCUUGAGCUGAGUUUCUAAUUCCUUUUUCCAGACAUGUCAGAGAAGAAGAUAUAAAAUAUCAUACUCUAUUUUUAUCAAGGUCUCAGUCAAAAGCUGAGCUUUUAAGACCUAACUUCUAGAGAGAGGCAAGACCCUAAGGGAGGUUUCAAAGAAAUAGGCCUUCAGUUCUUCCAGAGAUGAUAACACUGUCCUGCAGUAUACAUAUGGAAGGAGAGUUAAAGGAAAGGGAGUGGGAGUGGGGCUACAGCUCCAGAGCCUCCAUGAAUUUGUAUUCUCCCAAACACAGCUCAGUUCAGCACCCUAGGAGCUAUAGCUCCACGGUGGGCCUGAAAAAUGAACACUGCCUAGCCAAAAUCUUUUAUUAAGCAACAAAACCCACUGAGAAUGAUUCCUAACUCUGUAUCUGAUCUUAUCCCCUAUUUCCCUCUCUAGUAUUUAUCUAGUCCAGCAUGCCAACCAAGUUUAUCUUGUCUAGCCUACUAAUUCUGUCUUGUUCAUGAUCACAUCUUCCUAUGCUUGAUUUUAUCAUGAGGCCCUUUGUAAAACCAUUCCAUCCAUCUUUAGAUUCUUUUUCAUUAAGGCCUUCGGCAUUGACCAAAACUAAAUUUUCUUCAAUUUUUCUUAGUGCUUUAAUUAUUUGGUCAGAAGAAAAACCAUUCCCUACUCUCAUGUACUAUUUGAUGUUUUUAGUGAGGUACAGCCUGAUUCUCACAUACAACUGAUUAUUUCUCUGUAUGCCUGUUGCUACUAGCACACUGGCUUGGGUUGGUCAUUAAGACAGAGCAAAAAUUUUUUCACAGUUGUUUUCCUAGUUAUCCUAUAUUCCUUGUAUAAAAUAAAAUAUUUAGAAAACAAUUUAAAUAAAGUUUUCAAACAAAUUUAAAUUUGUCUUAUCACAUUCUUCAUAUUUGCUUGCUUUCUUGUGAUUUAUCUUUUAAAAAUAGAUUAUUUGAAAAAGAAAAGUGUGAAUGAACUGCAAGUUAGGUUUUGCUUACUUGAGGUUUUACUCUACUUUACAACAUAACUUAACAAAAUGCUCAUCCCAAGGGGAAUUACAUAAGUCAUUUUCUUUAGAGUAUCAUAUCUCUUCCCCCUUACAGGCCUCAACAGCAAUAUAUGUUCAUUGUAGAAAAUUUUAAAAAACACAGAAAGGCACACAGGAAGUUAAGAUUAUUCAAAAUUCCUUUAGCUAUUUUAUUCUAUCUUGCCUAUUUGGCUUCACUUCAUAGAGUAUUGCAUGUUAUUAUAGCAUCUACCCAGCCAAAGAAUAUCUGAACUCAGCUUGUUUUCAAAUUAACCCACUUUGCUUUUAUUUUAUUGUUGGCGAUACUGUUCGUAUUUUUGAUGGUAGCGGGUGAGUCUGUUUACAUUUUGGGCAGCUUUCAGUGAUCCAGUUGUUCUUUCUUGCACUUGGCAUAGUAAAAAGAAGGAUAGCAGAUGGUUAUCUACUUCACCAGAGGGCCAUAACUUUGCCAACUACGUAAAACUACUCAAACAAGAAGUAUUGUUGCAAGGAAUUUCAUUUUUCCUACCUUGUCUUAGACAUAGUAUAAACAACUUUAUUACCAAACUACUCAUUUAAUCACAUUCUUGUCCUUAAUCCAACUAGAAUCAACCUGCAAGGAUUAGGAGGUGGCAAACAGCCAAACAGUAAUACUUCACGCACUGGGGGUCACGUCGAUGUGACAUCAAAUAAUUGAUUGUAACUUAAACACUCAAUUGAAUCAAGGAAGCAUUAAUUAGCCAAAAGGCCACAGGGGAUUGAUCAUUUUACUUUAACCUAUUCUCCAGCCAAAGCUGGUGGACCUAAUCAAUGCAUUUCCCAUCUGACUGGUUAAUUAUAACCCAUUAAAAUAGUGGAAUCUGUGCAAUAAAAUUCUCUUUCACCUCUUCUGUGGUCCAUGCCUUCUUCUCAGGUCAAAAUAAUUGAUGAGUAGACCAUAGACAUGUACACAAGUUUCCUUUUACAAGACAUUUCAUGUCUGUUAUUUGUGUGUUUUUGUGGUUCUCCUGGAGUGGUUUGUGAAACCCCUGCAAUCUUACUUAUUUUAUAGUUUGGUUUGCUGUAGGCCAAGCAAUAAUGAAUCACUUUCAAAGAGAGAAGCAGAAGUGACCAUUAAUCUACACAUUAACUUUGGCUCACUACAAAUUAGAGUGGCUCUAGAUGCCACUACGAUUUUUCAAAAGUGAUUAAUUCCAACCAAAUGAAUAUACACAUAGAAUCAUAUAGCUGGCAGGGCCUUUGGAAACUAUCAACCCUGUUAUAGUAUGGAAGAGAGUAUGAAGAUUCUGAGAGGAGAAGUUAUCCUUUUAAAGUUACCAUCUAGUUAAUAUAUAAGAAAUUGUUUUACCAAGUCAAAAAUAGAUCUGAAUUAUUAAGGAAAACCUCUGACCCUUAGGAAUACUUCUUAGACAUUCUGGAGGUAAGAUCCCUAACUGUGUAUGUACAAGUGUGGGCUUGGCAGGAAUACUCUGGUUUGGGGUGUUUUGAGCUAGGUGACUUCUGACAUCACAAUCCAGAAAGAAAUAGAGUACAGAAAGAAGACAGCAGAUUCCUUAUCACUAAAUCAGCUUUACCAUGCAGACAGGAUCUCAUCCAUAGCCAUAUAUGCCCCUAUCUAAAGUGAUCUGACCCAAGUGGAUGGAGAAUAAACCUCUAAUUCUGCCUGGCUCUAUGGAUUCAUUUGUAGCUUUUAGCACAGAACAAAGUCCUAUGGAACAAAGGCUUAGAAAUACAUGAGGAGAUGCCUGACUUUGGAGGACACCAAAAAUAUAUUCAAUGUGUGCAGUAUCCAAAUGGUAGCUCCUAUAUAUAGUGAGGGAAGUCAGGGGAGAACUAAACAUGCGAACUUUAAAGCAAGAUGAGAACUGAAUCUAAGUACUACUUGUUGACACCACCUUUCUCUUCCAGAGCCAGGAGAUUUCCUGAGUUGUGGGCACUGUUGUGUAUCCACUGCAUAUAGACUAGCCAAAGAAGGACUUUACUUCACGGGUGAUUGAGCUCAUCAUGGGAAAUAGACAUAGGUGAACUUCUCAUGACCAUGGCCUCCUGGAAUAAGAGAUCAUAGGAACAGCAAUUGUUCAAGUAGCAUUGGUAAUAUGAAUGAGCCCUCUUGGGGAUUAGCUGAUGGAGCUAGUUUGGAUUUGCUGUAGUCCAAGCAAUAAUGAAUGUCUUUCAAAAAGACACUGGAGGUAGAGGUGACCAUUAAUCUAUAUACUCACUUUGGCUCACUAUUAGUGGCAGUGUUUUAACUUCAUUGGGUCAUCCUUGAUGUGGUUUAAAAAUAAGUCCAGCUUGUUUUGUGGGGCAUCCCUUGGUUGAGGAGGAAUAUAGGGUCAGAUUAAUGUUUUCUGGGUAGUUGUGAGACUGCAGAACCUGCCUCAUUGGUCAGAUUUGGGUUGACUUAGUCAGUGACCCCACAUGACAAACAUUAAUACAAAAUAUCCCCACUUAUGCCUAUAAUUUGAAAGUACAACACUAUUUUAAUGAUUUUUAGUGGCAGUAUUCCAGAAGUAUAUUGUAAGAUGAUUACGUUACUUCAGAGAACUAAUUCUUUUUCUUCUGUGUGUGUAUCUUUUCUGUGUUUAACUGUAUUUUUCUGGGAUCACAGUUCACCUCUUGUAAUUUUCCUGCUCCAGAUACUUCAAUGUUCCUCUAGUUUUGUAAAUUCCUUAGUUGGUUUCCAACCUAGCUUUCUCUACCCUUCUUCUUGCAGUUUAUUUUCUCGUCAAAAUCUAUUAUUAGCUCUUUUCCUUGACCUUUUCUGAUUCCAUGCCAUUAUUUAUGCUGUUUCUUCUACCUAAAAUUCCUUCUCUGUCUCCUACCACCACAUGUACAAAUUCUACUCAUUCUUAAAAGUCUAGUCAAAUAUCCCUUCCCACCAAAAGUCUUCCUUGUUCACUAUAAUUAUGUCUCCAUUUCGGAAUUCCUACCUAUACUUCUUUAAUGGUUAUGUAACAUUAACUUAUUUUACAGUUGUUUGUAUACUUGUCUUCUUGUCCUAACUAUAUUUAACCUAGAUUUUCAAAAAUGUUACAAGCUUCUUGAAGGCAGGA
Molecule: messenger RNA, 9034 nt
Organism: Callithrix jacchus (white-tufted-ear marmoset)
Lineage: Eukaryota; Metazoa; Chordata; Mammalia; Primates; Cebidae
Gene: GUCY2F
Product: guanylate cyclase 2F, retinal
Biological process (GO): cGMP biosynthetic process; receptor guanylyl cyclase signaling pathway; protein phosphorylation
Cellular component (GO): plasma membrane
Molecular function (GO): protein kinase activity; peptide receptor activity; ATP binding
Source: RefSeq, a predicted model, not a curated record